AUGAAGUUGAGCGUUUCUGCCACUACCUUACUUUGCGCCAUCUCUGGUGCCGACGCCUACCGCUCCAACCGUUUUCUAGACGCCCGCGACGCAAAAGCCAUCACCGAUGUCUUUGCCGCAGUUCAGUCAAACAUCGACAGCCUGGAUCAGGCUGUCCUGGCAUGGACUUGCAAUCCCGGCCCAGUCCUUAAGGCCUCUUAUACGCUGAUUUCCACUAUCAAAACUGGCGUGAAUACUGUUUCCGCCAGUGCAAACCUCACUUUGUCGGAGUCUCUGUCACUUCUAACGCCUGUGCAGAAUCUCAAGACUCAUGCGCAAACUCUCGUCAAUGAUCUCAAGGCAAAGAAGCCUCAGAUCCAGACGGAUUUUGAAUGCGACGUUGUUCGUCAAACUAUUUCUGACAUGUCGACCAAUAGCAAGGGGCUUGUUGAUGCCACCAUCUCCAAAGUCCCUGCUGCCGCUCAGGACAUUGCGAAGAAGCAGGCUCAAGGGAUUCUUGACGUCCUAAACGAUGCCCAGACGUCGUUCAAUACAACCAACUGCGUCAACGCAUGA
Molecule: messenger RNA, 555 nt
Organism: Pochonia chlamydosporia 170
Lineage: Eukaryota; Fungi; Ascomycota; Sordariomycetes; Hypocreales; Clavicipitaceae
Product: hydrophobic surface binding protein A domain-containing protein
Exons: 1
Coding region: 1-555 (184 amino acids)
Cellular component (GO): extracellular region
Source: RefSeq, a predicted model, not a curated record